AUGCAUCAGUACAUUCCUCCCCCGCCGCCCCAGCCCUCGAGCACGCCUGCUGGCCAUAUUGCGCUGCCUCCCCCGCCGCCACGACCAACGGGCUACAACAACCUAGGCGGCAUCCCCAUUCCUCCUCCCCCGCACUCGACAAGCUGGGGACCGCCACGGCCCCAGUACCAGCAGCCGGGCUACGAUCCAGGCCAGUACCACAUCUACCCCCACACCCACAACAUACCUCCUCCGCCAGGCCCCCCCCCGCCUCAGCAGAUUCCCGUCGAGCGCGAGCCUCCUCUGACAUCGGCCACCUACAUCCCUGGUGGCGAGUCGUUUGGACCUGGCGUUGGCAUCCCCCCGCUGCACACCUCCAGGGGCUACUCGGAGCCCUACUACAGAGACAACUCCCACUCAGCCACCACCGACGCCCCGCCCCAGCCCUUUUCCAACAGCCUCCUCGACAGCGUCCAGAGCAUCCAGUAUGGCUCCAAUGGCUACAACAUGCCCCCGACGCCCAAUGUCCGCAAUAACCUCAACAUACCCACCGACAGAACAAACACCUACGACUCGCUCGGUCCUCCAACAGCGACCCUGCAGAACCCCAUGGUCCAGAGCCAUGGCAGCGUCUACUAUCGCCCAGAAAGCAACGGCACAACGCCAAUAUCCCCCCACGAUGCCUCCAUGCAAUGGCCCGCCGAGCGCGUUCAGCAGUGGCUGGCAAGCAACAACUUUUCCCGCGACUGGCAAGAGACGUUUAGAACCCUGGGAUUGGAAGGGUCUAAAUUUCUCGACAUUGGCCGUGGUCAUGGAAGCAAGGGAAAUGUGGCCAUGAUGCACCAAGUCAUCUUUCCCCAGCUAGCCAAGCAGUGCAUUGCAAGUGGGACUGGGUGGGAUCAGAACAGGGAGCGUGAUGAAGGUCGCAAGCUCCGCAGACUCGUUCGUGGCAUUGUCGAGUCAGGCGCUUCAAAUUCAUAUCGGCUUCCACCCCAACGCUCCGACACGGGCAUGACGAGCGCAGGCACAGAAGGCACCCUGGAGAAUUCGCCCUAUCUUGGAUCUCGUGGUAUGGACUUUGGUUCAACGCCAACAACUGCAGGCAAUGGCGAAGAGAGCCCCGGGCGCCAGCUACUCGUGCAUUCGCCUGGCGCGAGUAUAAAUCCGUCCAGGCGCAUUUCCACACAGCAGCGCAACUUCACCGUCCCCGGCCUCGGCCCCACGCCAGACUUUUCAGAAGGACCUGCGCGCAGUCCCUACUCGCGGGAGGUUCUCCAAGGUCUCGACGUCAAACAGGUACGACACAGCCCAAAUACGUCUUCUGAAUUCGGACCAUCGUCACUGGGCGCUGGAAACCACCGUCAGUCAAGCCCGCAGCACAGUCCAGGUCUCCCAUCUGCUCGCCUUGCUACAAACGGCGGACAGCUGAGCGCGGGCCUGACCACCCAAGGCUCCCGUUAUUACUCGCCCCACAACCGUGUCAACAGUGCUGAGUCGAUCAAUUCUACUUUUGCCAACACUGGUUCAGGGCCACCUUCUGGCAGAUCCUUUGAGGGCCGUUCUGAAAGCCGUAGUGAGAAUCGGAAGAAUGGGUGGGAAGGCACACGACCCAAUGCGGGCCUCAUGGAUAUUCCGACCAGCGCCAAGGACCACGAAAAAGGCUUUUUCAAGAAAAUUAUGGGUGGAAGAAAGAAGGACAGCCACCCGUCUGACGAUACUAGUCUAGAUUCCCCGACCAGUCCAGCCAGCCAUCGCACUCACCCUAGCGGGUCUCUUUUUGGAAAGUCGACUAUGAACUCGAGUGAGACAUCUCUGAACGAGCGCCCUCCAUCAAGGCGCUCUGCACAGACAGAUUCCGACAACCGUGCUGCUGGUCGUGGCCGCACUCACGGGAAGGAAGACCGGAAGUUUGCUUUUGUCACACCAGACGGCUGGAAUUACCGCCUUCUCGACAUCACCAACGUCGAUUCAGCGACUUCAUUACGGACACUAUGUUGUGAGGAGCUGAUCCAAGGAUUAAGCAAGGUACCCGGAGUUGAACUGCACUUGACUGUUCCUGGCCAGUAUGAACACGAUCGCCCGCUUUCCGACUCCAAGUUGCUCAAGGCUCGGUCGCAAUAUGGAAACCGGUUUGGUGAGCUGAAGAUCUUUGUCAAAAUACCUCCAGAAGGAGCAGUUGGGUCGUCAACCGGGCUUGGUGUCUCGCUCCCUCACGCAGCUGCCCGGGCGGUUGAUGACAAUGCAUACUCGCGUUUCAAUGCCGACUCCCAGCUGGAUUCGCCAGGCGCCAAAUCAGAAGAGUCUACGCUGGUUGCAGACAAGAGCGCAGCUCUACGCAAAAUGGUCGAUAAGAACGAGCUUUUACCCAGUGAUGCAGCCGAAAGGUCGCACGGCGGCGGCGGCGGCGGCAGCAGCAGUAGUAGUAGCAGUAGGCCGCCCGAGUCCUGGGAUUCGCGUGGCGACGUAUCCGAAGAGGAACGCCGCAAGCUGCUUGAAGCAGCUGCAGAAGAACACCGAAGGGAGAUGAAGCGGAAACAAGAAGAAUAUCUCAAAACUCGAUUCCCCAAGAUGAAUGGGCAAAGCCCUGAUCUGAACUCAGCGACCAGCGACAGCAUUAGUUACCGAAGCCAGCGGGUCAUUGACUUUGACGAACCACGCGCUUCGCCUUACGAGGAUCUGAAGAAACCCUUCGAUGAUCAACAGCGCAAGAGCAAGCAGCUCGUACCCUUGAGAGAGCCGCCGCCUGUACCGGCUGACACCAGUACACUUUUGAAAGCUAACUCGUUGACAAAGAACAAGAAAGGUAUCCGGCCCUCGCAACAAGUACUGCAGGAGAACGGUUUCGGCGCCAGAACCGGUUCCGGUAGAAAUAGUCCAGGUGGGUCGCCCCGCAGCCCUGGUGAAUAUACCAUGAGCAAAGGCAACAUACCAUUCAGAAUUCCUGACUAUGAAGAAGCUUUCAGUAACGAUUCCCCGACCGAGCGGCCAGACCUUAGCAUUUUGGUGCCGGAUUUUGCAGGCCCCAACCAAAGGGAUGAUCGAUCUCGGUCGCCAGGCCGAAGCCCUCACACCGCACAACCCACUGAACCUAGCCUUACCAGGGAGCCAUCUAGGGCAUCAGUAUAUGGCCCAACCCAUGACUUUGAGGAAGCCCGAGUCUCUUUUAUCACAAAGUCGCCCAACCUUGAUCCAAUGGAUGCGGACGACGAUGAUUCUGAUGAUGGACUAUUCCAGGCGCCACUCGCCGGACGAGCUGGUCCUCCUCCACCUGAAAAAGACAUACCCGUUACUAGAAUUAACUCUCGUAGCCGGAGACCGAACCUCCGGCUCAAAACGCAAAGAUCAAAGAACUCACUAGCCCAGGUGACUGAAAAAUCCGCAGAACCAAGCGCAAUGGGCGAUCACGAAUCUCAGGCCAGCGAUUGGCAUCCUGAGUCGGCUGCAUCAACAACAUGGACCGACUCGCCAGACGACACGAACAAGUUUUCGCGCCGUGAAUCAUUCGCCAGUGAUGUUUGGGCUAACCGCCCACCGGCUGAAACCCUCGUGGACCAUCUCGACGAGCUCUUUCCUAACGUCAAUCUCGAUCAGCCUAUGCUUGAGGAGGCCGAGACAGAUGGAUCUACAGAGUUCAUACCAGAGAACAAGCCUUUGCCAGCCGACCCCACUCCUGCGAAUCCAACUCUCCAUCGGGGUGGUGCUGGACUACAGUCGAUUGCACAGCGCAACAUGCGCAAGUCAGGUGCUGGCUUGGGACGCACGAAGUCUAUUCGUGAAGUCGUCAAGUCGCAGUAUCAGCCACUAGAGAACAGACAUUUGCCAGGCCAUGUACCCGCCGGACUAGGGCCAUCACGCGUUGCUACGUUACGCAAUGGUGGUGACAUAAUCAGGAGAAAAUCGACCAAGAUGUUCAACGCCAGAACGGAACAAGUUCGACCACAGCGCGGAUCACGUCUUGUUAUGGAGACGAUACCCCAAGAUCAUCUAUCCAGCAUGCCGUCGCGCCAGCCAACGUUCAAGUGGAUGAAAGGACAGCUGAUUGGCAAGGGCACGUUUGGUCGUGUAUACCUGGGUAUGAACAUCACGACUGGUGAACUGAUUGCUGUCAAGCAAGUCGAAGUCAAUGCCAAAGCGGCCGGCUCGGACAAGGACAAGAUUAAGGAACUGGUCAAGAGUCUGGAUCAGGAGAUUGAUACUAUGCAGCAUUUGGAUCAUCCCAACAUCGUGCAGUAUCUUGGUUGCGAACGCAAGGAAUACAGCAUUUCCAUUUUCCUCGAGUACAUUUCUGGUGGCUCGGUAGGAUCGUGCAUCCGCAAGCACGGCAAGUUUGAAGAAAGCGUUGUUUCAUCUCUUACCCGACAAACAUUACUGGGUCUCUCGUACCUACAUCGUGAAGGUAUCCUGCACCGCGACCUCAAAGCCGACAACAUUCUCCUCGAUCUCGACGGCACGUGCAAAAUCUCCGACUUUGGCAUCUCCAAGAAGACCGACAACAUUUACGGCAACGACGUGACAAACAGCAUGCAAGGCUCUGUCUUCUGGAUGGCGCCCGAAGUCAUCCGCUCCCAGGGCCAGGGCUACUCGGCCAAAGUCGACAUCUGGUCCCUCGGCUGCGUCGUGCUCGAAAUGUUUGCGGGUAAACGCCCUUGGUCCAAGGAAGAAGCUAUCGGCGCCAUUUACAAACUCGGUAGCCUCAACCAGGCCCCGCCCAUCCCUGAAGAUGUCAGCCGCGUGAUUGGCGUCGAGGGCUUGAGUUUCAUGUACGAUUGCUUUACUAUUGAUCCCAUGGAACGCCCUACGGCUGAGACGUUGUUGCGGGCGCCAUUUUGUUUUUCGGAUCCGAAUUAUAAUUUCUUGGAUACAGAGCUGUAUGCGAAGAUUAGGGGGGCUUUUCAGUAG
Molecule: messenger RNA, 4878 nt
Organism: Bipolaris sorokiniana ND90Pr
Lineage: Eukaryota; Fungi; Ascomycota; Dothideomycetes; Pleosporales; Pleosporaceae
Exons: 2
Coding region: 1-4878 (1625 amino acids)
Biological process (GO): protein phosphorylation
Molecular function (GO): protein kinase activity; ATP binding
Source: RefSeq, a predicted model, not a curated record